Messenger RNA from Esox lucius (northern pike), 1758 nucleotides. RefSeq names its product piggyBac transposable element-derived protein 4-like. The coding region runs from base 1 to 1758 and encodes 585 amino acids. The record is from RefSeq and is a predicted model, not a curated record. The transcript is spliced from 2 exons. NCBI's taxonomy places the organism in Eukaryota, Metazoa, Chordata, Actinopteri, Esociformes, Esocidae.
AUGCCCGGAGCCGCCAGGGGCACCGCGAAACAGGUUCUAGAACAGGAGGAGGACGGGGAACAGGAGGAUGGCGAGGAACAGGAGGAAGCGUCAGAGGAAGAAGACAACCAGGAACACGAGCCGGAGGACGAGGCCUCGUCCUCCUCCUCGUCGUCGGACCAGGAACAAGAGCAAUACGCUCCCGGGGUGGAGAGAGAUACGUUCCGGUCGAAAAACGGAACGAUCGCGUGGUCCUCAGUCGCGUAUCCCAAACAGGGCAGGCCGUCACGACCGAACGUGGCGGCCACGAUGCCCCCGGGCCCCACGGAGAACGCCGUCUCCCGCGUGCGGGACGUAGCCUCCGCAUUCCGGCUGUUCAUCACACCCGCGAUAGAGAGCGUGGUCCUGGAGAUGACAAACCUGGAGGGCUCUCGGAAAUACGGAGACGGCUGGAAGGCGAUGGACGCGAUCGACCUGCGCGCGUACGUGGGGCUGCUGAUCCUGGCGGGCGUAUUCAGGUCCCGAGGCGAGGCCGCGGCCAGUCUGUGGGACGCGGAGAGCGGAAGGCCCGUAUUCCGCGCCACCAUGCCUCUGAAACUCUUUCACACUUACUCGAGGCUGCUGCGAUUCGACGACCGCGAGUCGCGCCCGGAGAGACGCGCCACGGACAAACUCGCGGCCUUACGAGAGGUCUGGGACAAGUGGUCCGAGCGGCUCCCGUUCCUCUACAACCCGGGCCCUCACGUGACGGUGGACGAGCAACUGGUCCCGUUCAGAGGUCGUUGCCCUUUCCGCCAGUACAUGCCCAACAAGCCCGCGAGGUACGGGAUCAAGUCGUGGGUGGCGUGCGACGCUAAAUCCAGCUACGCGUGGAAGAUGCAAGUGUACACCGGGAAGCCAGCCGCGGGCGGCCCGGAGAAGAACCAGGGCAUGCGGGUGGUGCUCGAUGUGACAGAGGGGCUCAGGGGGCACAACGUGACGUGCGACAAUUUCUUCACCUCCUACGAACUGGGACAGCGGCUCCUGGCCCGGGGGCUCACGAUGGUGGGCACGGUUCGCAAGAACAAGCCCGAGCUCCCUGCCGCGCUGCUCGCGACCAAGGCCCGAGAGGUGUUCUCGUCCAGGUUCGCGUUCACCCCGAGCGCCACUCUAGUGUCCUACGUGCCCAAGAGAAGCAAGAACGUGUUACUGCUGAGCACGCUGCACACGGACGCGUCGGUGAGCGAGCGCCAGGACAGGAAACCCGCCCUCAUCCUGGACUACAACAGCAACAAAGGAGGGGUGGACAACCUAGACAAGGUGGUCGGAACCUACAGCUGCCGGCGGAUGACGGCCCGCUGGCCCCUGGCGGUCUUCCACAACAUAAUCGACGUCUCCGCGUACAACGCCUUCGUGAUAUGGAGGGAGCUCAACCCCGGCUGGAUGACCCGUAAGAGGAACAAGAGGAGGGUCUUCCUGGAGCAGCUGGGGAAAGCUCUCGUGACGCCGCUCAUGGAAAGAAGGGUGCGUAUCCCGCGCACACACUCGUCCGCGGCGCUCGUGAAAGCCGCGCAGAGCGCUAGAGCCGGGGUUCGCCCCGAGGGCCUGGAAGCCGCUGCCCGUGCCCCUGGCCCUGCCCCUGCCAGUAAGAGGAAGAGGUGUCAGAGCUGCCCGCCCAAGAAAGACUGUAAAACCCACACGGUGUGCAGCGGGUGUAAGAGAUACGUAUGCAAACGCUGCACGCACGCCUACUGUCCCACGUGCCCCGAUUGGGGGUUUACACAAGAAGAGAAGGACUGA